Messenger RNA from Lolium rigidum, 2807 nucleotides. Its product is annotated as G-type lectin S-receptor-like serine/threonine-protein kinase LECRK2. Bases 171 to 2606 code for a protein of 811 amino acids. The record is from RefSeq and is a predicted model, not a curated record. Gene Ontology annotation, molecular function: protein serine/threonine kinase activity; ATP binding. NCBI's taxonomy places the organism in Eukaryota, Viridiplantae, Streptophyta, Magnoliopsida, Poales, Poaceae. Gene Ontology annotation, biological process: protein phosphorylation. The transcript has a single exon.
CAGCCACACAGGCUAUUCCACACAAAAAUACAAUCCAUGGACAUGAUUCUCCACGCGCCGUAUUGACGCAUACUACUCCAUGAAGGCGAGCUUUGAGUGUUAAGUACCAUUGGACAAGGGGCAUAAGCUUGUUCACAGCAAGUAGAAGCAGGAACCAAGCAACAAACGCAAUGGUACCUCGCCUGCUCCAACUCUUUCUGCUCCUCCUGAGCAUAUCAUCUGCUCAAGCGCAAGUGAACAUCAGCCGGGGAUCCUCUUUGACACCCCAGGGGCCAAACACCUCGUGGCUCUCACCCUCCGGCGACUUCGCGUUCGGUUUCCGGCAAGUAGAAGGUAACUCCAACUACCUCCUGGCCGUUUGGUUCAGCAAUAUCACUGAAAAGACCGUGGCUUGGUACGCCAAGAGCAGCUCGGACGGGCAUGACGCACCUGUGCAGGUGCCAUCCAGCUCUGUGCUGCAGCUCACUACUGAGGGGUUGCUCUCUCUUCGCGGCCCGUCUGGCGACGAGGUCUGGAGUGCCGGCGCCCCCAGCGCAGACUACGCCAGAAUGCUCGACACAGGGGACUUCAUGCUUGUCGAUGCAGAUGGCACAACAAAGUGGGAGACCUUCGACGUCCCGACUGAUACCAUCCUGCCCACGCAAGUACUCCCUGUGGGUGGUCUGGACAAGGUGCUCACAAGCCGUCUCCUCGACACGGACUACUCCAAUGGACGGUUUCUCUUAGCUGUGCAAGCUGAUGGUAAUCUUGUGAUGUAUCCAAUUGCCGAGCAUUCUACAUUUCGGUACACUUCAUACUGGGCAAGCGAUACCGUUGGGAAGGGCUCACAGUUGGUGUUCAAUGAAACCGGCAGGGUGUACUUUGCCUUGAAGAAUGGGACACAGAUCAAUAUCACCUCAUCAGAGGUGGACUCUAUGGCUGAUUUCUUCCAUCGUGCUACGCUUGAACCAGAUGGUGUAUUUCGGCAAUAUGUGUACCCAAAGAGCACAAAGGCCAAAGAAGGCAUAUGGAGAUCGCAAUGGAAUAUGGUAAGCUCAUUUCCCCAGAACAUCUGCCAGAGAGUAUCGGGGAGCGUGGGCAGUGGUGCAUGCGGCUUCAACAGCUACUGCACCUUUGACGGCACCAAGAAUCAGACAAGCUGCCAGUGCCCAAAAAAUUACAAAUUCUUCGACAACGAGAGGACGUACAAAGGGUGCAAGCCUGACUUUGUACCACAAAGCUGUGACCUUGAUGAGGCAGCAGCAGUAUCGCAGUUUGAGAUGACGCCGAUCAAUGGUGUUGAUUGGCCUCAAUCUGACUAUGAGCAGUACAGCCCCAUAGACGAGAAUGAGUGCCGGAGGCUGUGUGUGGUUGAUUGCUUCUGCGCCACAGCCGUCUUUGAUGAAAGAACCAAAACCUGCUGGAAGAAAAAGCUCCCUUUAUCAAAUGGGAAUAUGGCAGACAGUAUCCAGAGGACGGUUCUCAUCAAGGUGCCUAAGAACAAAAAUACAGAGUCCCAGCUCAGCUUAGGCUCUAGCAAAUGGAAGGACAGGAAGUAUUGGAUUCUUGGGAGUUCCUUGUUUCUUGGGAGUUCUGUAUUGGUCAACAUUCUCCUUACCUCCAUUCUUCUCUUUGGCACUUACUGUGGUCUCACGAUCAACUCCAAGAAGAAACUCCAGUCAUCACAAUCAUCAGGUAGUUCCUUGGUGCCCCCGAAGAUUUUCACUUUGAAUGAGCUGGAGAAGGCAACCACUGGUUUCCGUGAGGUGCUAGGCAGCGGUGCCUCCGGUACCGUGUACAAAGGGCAGCUGCAAGAUGACCAUGCAACCAGCAUUGCCGUCAAGAAAAUUGAAAAGCUCCAGCAAGAGAGCGAGAAGGAGUUCAUGGUGGAAGUGCAAACCAUCGGGCAGACGUUUCACAAGAAUUUGGUCAGGCUGCUUGGGUUCUGCAAUGAGGGAACUGAUAGACUGUUGGUGUACGAAUUCAUGUCAAAUGGCUCACUGAAAGAAUUUCUCUUCAGUGAUACUCAGCCGCAUUGGAGCCUCCGUGUCCAAGUGGCACUCGGAGUAGCAAGAGGACUGCUCUACUUGCACGAGGAGUGUAGCGCACAGAUUAUCCAUUGUGACAUAAAGCCACAGAACAUCCUUCUCGAUGAAAACUUUAUGGCGAAGAUUGCAGACUUUGGCCUCGCAAAGCUUCUUCGAGCUAAUCAGACACAAACAAAUACCGGCAUACGGGGCACACGAGGAUACGUUGCCCCAGAGUGGUUCAAGAACAUAGGGAUCACUUCCAAAGUCGAUGUGUACAGCUUUGGGGUGAUCCUGCUCGAGCUUGUUUGUUGCCGGAGGAAUGUGGAGUUAGAGAUCGCUGACGAAGAGCAAGCGAUACUAACUUACUGGGCAAAUGACUGUUAUAGGUGUGGGAGGAUGGACUUGCUGGUGGACGGCGAUGAAGAGGCGAACUUCAACAUACAAAAAGUCGAGCGCUUUGUGGCUGUAGCACUCUGGUGCCUCCAGGAGGAACCAACGAUGCGGCCAACCAUGCUUAAAGUGACACAAAUGCUUGAUGGGGCUGUCCAAAUCCCCACGCCACCAGAUCCCUCCUCCUUCAUCAGUGCCCUUCAGUAGUGUCCUGCUUGCCAACAAAUAAACUGUAGUAUGAAGCAAGAUUAUGUCAUAUACUGAUGAUAUAAUAUAGCUGUAUAUUGUACUUUGAAGAAUAAUGGUGACAUUGUAUUUCACGUGCUUUACGUCUAGCUGCAACAAAUAGCAUCGCUAGUGCAUCUGUAUUAUUUGUUUGAAUCAAUUUUAGUCAAAUUUUGUCUACUA